Molecule: messenger RNA, 945 nt
Organism: Odontomachus brunneus
Lineage: Eukaryota; Metazoa; Arthropoda; Insecta; Hymenoptera; Formicidae
Gene: bcn92
Product: LYR motif-containing protein 4
Exons: 2
Coding region: 108-371 (87 amino acids)
Biological process (GO): iron-sulfur cluster assembly
Cellular component (GO): L-cysteine desulfurase complex; mitochondrion
Source: RefSeq, a predicted model, not a curated record
UAAAUCAGGCCAUUGUAGAUGGAUGUUUGGAGUGCGUUAGGCGUGCACAUGCAACAAAUUUGCCUAGAAUUCUGGUUGAAUUAGCGAUUAACUGUUUCUUAUAAAUAAUGGAUCCUAGUCGACAUAUGAUUCUGAGUCUUUAUCGGAAUUUGAUUCGAGAAAGCAAGAAAUGGAGCUCAUAUAAUUACAGGAUGUAUGCUCUGCGGAAGGUACGACAUGAAUUCAAAGAAAGUAAAACAUUACAAGAUGAAGAAAAGAUUAAGCAAUGUUAUGCAAAAGGACAGGAAACAUUGAAUUUGAUUAAAAGACAAGUAAUAUUGAGUAAUCUUUAUGGUACCAGGCCAUUAAUAAUUGAAACUUUGGGCAAAUAAAAUAACACAAGAUACAACUGCAUAAAAUUGUUUUGCUUAAAAUUAUACUGAUAACUACACAUAUUUGCAACCAAUCUACUUACUUUAUAUAUACACAAAAACAUAUAUAUAUGUGUAUAAAGAAACUUUAUAUGAAGGAAAUUUUUUUUAAACUAUGCAGUCUCAGAAUUGCAGUUUCAAAGUAAUUGAAGUACAGCAGUAUAACUUUCAUUUAACUUUUAACACUAUAUUAGGCACAUUAUAUUAGGUAUUUAAUAUCGUUAGAAAACAUGAAAAAUAGUUUGAUUAAUUUUUAGAUUGGUUUUUUAUUAUAUAUACAUAAAAUAUAUAAUAAUAUAGUCCUUGUGUAAAUAUAUUAGAUUUAAUAAUAGGUAAUGUAAAACAUUUUUUCUACUUAGAUAUGUACAUAUGUUUCAUUAUUAUAAUUGUUCUUGUACAGUUAUUACAAAUUGAAUUAUUUUAUUAAUAUGCGAUGUGUGGUAGUACAGGAUUGUUAUGUUGUUCAAUCGUGUUGAAAAAUAAAAUCUGUGUGGUCAAUUAUAAGUACAAUUUGAAAAUAAAAAUGUGUGAUGUA